AUGUCCCCUUGUCCACAGAUGUCGGCCUGUCUAUUUGGUUGUGCAGGCCAGGAUUUUUGGGAAAGUUUUUGGUGUGUGCGCAGGAAGAUUAUGGCCGGGGCAGAAAAUGCCCGCCUAGCCGUACUGCGGCAUGGCAUUCGGCUGAGCUAUCGGCACUCAAUCAGCACAAGCCAUUUUGUUUUAUUUGCUAGUACGAACAAACAGACUGCCUCCCCUCCGUCCGGUACCAUUCACAUUGCCCGAGUCUGCGUGUACACUCGCCACGUGUCCUUAUCCAAACGCCCGAGUCGGGAGGCACACAUUUGUGGGGUUCAUCCAAAGCAGAAUGAUAUGUUAGCAACCAACUGCCCGCUUAUAGGUGGUACCUUUCUACAGAUGCAGGGGCCUUAUAUGCCCCGAGCAUUUAUGCAGCUCGCAGACUCACCGCUGGCAACUGCCUGGCGGAUUUAUCUUAUCUAA
Protopolystoma xenopodis is the source of this 459-nucleotide messenger RNA. The record is from the annotation of a GenBank genome assembly. Lineage: Eukaryota; Metazoa; Platyhelminthes; Monogenea; Polystomatidea; Polystomatidae.